AGGGGCCGCGGCCGCCCCCUGCACCGCCCGGCGCGCUAAGGCCGUGACCGGAGCGGGGGGCGCGGCCGCACUCGAACCCCGGAGCCCAUGGGCGCGCCGAGCCGGGCGCGGGGGCGCUGAGCGGCGGAGCGGGCGCGGCCGGAGGAGCCAUGGACUGCAGCCUCGUGCGGACGCUCGUGCACAGAUACUGUGCAGGAGAAGAGAACUGGGUGGACAGCAGGACCAUCUACGUGGGGCACAGGGAGCCACCUCCGGGCGCAGAGGCCUACAUCCCACAGAGGUACCCAGACAACAGGAUCGUCUCUUCCAAGUACACAUUUUGGAACUUUAUACCCAAGAAUUUAUUUGAACAAUUCAGAAGAAUAGCCAACUUUUAUUUCCUUAUCAUAUUUCUGGUGCAGCUGAUCAUCGACACGCCCACAAGUCCGGUAACAAGUGGACUCCCCCUCUUCUUUGUCAUUACCGUCACGGCUAUCAAACAGGGUUAUGAAGACUGGCUUCGACAUAAGGCAGACAACGCCAUGAACCAGUGUCCUGUUCAUUUCAUCCAGCACGGCAAGCUCGUCCGGAAGCAGAGCCGAAAGCUGCGGGUUGGGGACAUUGUCAUGGUCAAGGAGGACGAGACGUUUCCCUGCGACUUGAUCUUCCUUUCCAGCAACCGGGGAGAUGGGACGUGCCAUGUCACAACCGCCAGCUUGGACGGAGAAUCCAGCCAUAAGACGCAUUAUGCCGUGCAGGACACAAAAGGCUUCCACACGGAGGAGGAUAUCGACGGGCUCCACGCCACCAUCGAGUGUGAGCAGCCCCAGCCCGACCUCUACAAGUUCGUGGGUCGCAUCAACGUUUACAGUGACCUGAAUGACCCUGUGGUGAGGCCCUUAGGAUCUGAAAACUUGCUGCUUAGAGGAGCCACGCUGAAGAACACGGAGAAAAUCUUCGGUGUGGCUAUCUACACGGGCAUGGAAACCAAGAUGGCACUGAAUUAUCAGUCGAAAUCGCAGAAGCGGUCUGCUGUGGAAAAAUCCAUGAAUGUGUUCCUCAUCGUGUACCUCUGCAUCCUGAUCAGCAAGGCCCUGAUAAACACUGUCCUGAAGUAUGUGUGGCAGAGCGAACCCUUCCGGGAUGAGCCAUGGUAUAAUCAGAAAACGGAGUCGGAAAGACAGAGGAAUCUGUUUCUCAAGGCCUUCACAGACUUCCUGGCCUUCAUGGUCCUCUUCAACUACAUCAUCCCCGUGUCCAUGUACGUCACGGUCGAGAUGCAGAAAUUCCUUGGCUCUUACUUCAUCACCUGGGACGAAGACAUGUUUGAUGAGGAGACCGGCGAGGGGCCGCUGGUGAACACGUCAGACCUCAACGAAGAGCUGGGACAGGUGGAGUACAUCUUCACAGACAAGACCGGCACCCUCACGGAGAACAACAUGGAGUUCAAGGAGUGCUGCAUUGAAGGCCACGUCUACGUGCCGCACGUCAUCUGCAACGGGCAGGUCCUCCCAGACGCCUCAGGGAUCGACAUGAUCGACUCGUCGCCCAGUGUCAGCGGGAGGGAGCGCGAGGAGCUGUUUUUCCGGGCCCUCUGUCUCUGCCACACGGUCCAGGUGAAAGACGAUGACAACGUGGAUGGCCCCAGAAAGUCGCCAGACGGGGGGAAGUCCUGCGUGUACAUCUCAUCCUCACCCGACGAGGUGGCGCUGGUCGAAGGUGUCCAGAGACUUGGCUUUACAUACCUGAGGCUAAAGGACAAUUACAUGGAGAUACUGAACAGGGACAACGGCGUGGAAAGGUUUGAAUUGCUGGAAAUUUUGAGUUUUGACUCAGUAAGAAGAAGAAUGAGUGUCAUUGUGAAAUCUGCUGAAGGAGACAUUUAUCUGUUUUGCAAAGGAGCAGAUUCUUCUAUAUUCCCCCGAGUGAUAGAAGGCAAAGUUGACCAGAUACGAGCCAGAGUGGAGCGGAACGCAGUGGAGGGACUCCGGACUUUGUGCGUGGCCUAUAAAAGGCUGAUCCCAGAAGAAUAUGAAGGCGUCUGUCAACUGCUGCAGGCUGCCAAGGUGGCCCUUCAAGAUCGAGAGAAGAAGUUAGCAGAAGCGUACGAGCAGAUCGAGAAAGAUCUUAUUCUGCUUGGUGCUACGGCUGUUGAGGACCGGCUGCAGGAGAAAGCUGCAGACACCAUCGAGGCCCUGCAGAAAGCCGGGAUCAAGGUCUGGGUUCUCACGGGAGACAAGAUGGAGACGGCCGCGGCCACGUGCUACGCUUGCAAGCUCUUCCGCAGGAACACGCAGCUGCUGGAGCUCACCACCAAGAGGAUCGAGGAGCAGAGCCUGCACGACGUCCUGUUCGAGCUGAGCAAGACGGUCCUUCGCCACAGCGGGAGCCUGACCAGGGACACCUUCUCCGGACUUUCAGCAGAUAUGCAGGACUACGGUUUAAUCAUCGACGGAGCUGCACUGUCUCUGAUCAUGAAGCCUCGAGAAGACGGGAGUUCCGGCAACUACAGGGAGCUCUUCCUGGAAAUCUGCCGCAGCUGCAGUGCGGUGCUCUGCUGCCGCAUGGCGCCCUUGCAGAAGGCCCAGAUUGUCAAAUUAAUCAAAUUUUCAAAAGAGCACCCAAUCACCUUAGCAAUUGGUGAUGGUGCGAAUGAUGUCAGCAUGAUCCUGGAAGCACACGUGGGCAUAGGUGUCAUCGGCAAGGAAGGCCGCCAGGCGGCCAGGAACAGCGACUAUGCAAUUCCGAAGUUUAAGCAUUUAAAGAAGAUGCUGCUUGUUCACGGGCAUUUUUAUUACAUCAGGAUAUCUGAGCUCGUGCAGUACUUCUUUUAUAAGAACGUCUGCUUCAUCUUCCCCCAGUUUUUAUACCAGUUCUUCUGUGGGUUUUCACAACAGACUUUGUACGACACCGCGUAUCUGACCCUGUACAACAUCAGCUUCACCUCCCUCCCCAUCCUCCUGUACAGCCUCAUGGAACAGCACGUCGGCAUCGAGGUGCUCAAGAGAGACCCGACCCUGUACAGGGACAUCGCCAAGAACGCACUGCUGCGCUGGCGCGUGUUCAUCUACUGGACGCUCUUGGGACUGUUUGACGCACUGGUGUUCUUCUUUGGUGCUUAUUUCAUGUUUGAAAACACAACCGUGACGAGCAAUGGGCAGAUAAUGACUACCAACACACAUAUGAUAUUUGGAAACUGGACGUUUGGGACGCUGGUGUUCACUGUGAUGGUGUUCACGGUCACACUAAAGCUUGCAUUAGACACACACUACUGGACUUGGAUCAACCAUUUUGUCAUCUGGGGGUCACUGCUGUUCUACAUUGUCUUUUCACUUCUCUGGGGAGGAGUGAUCUGGCCGUUCCUCAACUACCAGAGGAUGUACUACGUGUUUAUCCAGAUGCUGUCCAGCGGGCCCGCCUGGCUGGCCAUCGUGCUGCUGGUGACUGUCAGCCUCCUUCCCGACGUUCUCAAGAAAGUGCUGUGCCGGCAGCUGUGGCCGACGGCAACGGAGAGAGUCCAGAGGGGCGCGAAGCACAAGGCUCCGGUCCAGGCCGCACAGAGCAGCGACAGGCCCCUCCUGAAGGAUCUCCUACGGCGGCCACGGCGCAGUUAGCUCCAUGCUAGAGCCCAGGCUACCAGAGCACCUGUCCCUCGGCUGCCUGGAGCGGCUCCAGGCCUCAGCGGGUGACGCUCGCGGUCUGGAAGGGGAAGGUGUCCGCGGAGCCCCCACCCACCCCCAGCUGUUCCCAUCACUGCUACAGUUCCAGCCCAAGGCACGGCUGCCCUGGGUCCCUCGUGGGAAUGCUCGUGUGAUGGGCGACCCCAAGCCGGUGGAGACUGUGCUUGUGCCUCUUCCUGGCCCCCAGCAGGCAAGGAGGGGCCACAGGCCUUGCCUCAAGCGUGGCCGUUGGCCAUCUGGACUAGCGCUGUGGUGGUUCAGCCACAGUGGUGGCCUCCGGGCAUUCAGCUCAACUCAGAAGGGACAUUCUGCUGGCCCACCCUGCACGCUGUCAAGAAGAGGCUGUGCCCCCAGGCCUGUGUCUUCACCCACCUGCCGUCAUCAGCCUUUGCUGUCACUGGGAGAGAAGAGCCAUCCAGGGACCUGUGGUGGCCCACGUGUGGACGCUGCCCACUGCUGUGUCCUGCUUGUCUGGCCGCCACCCAUGCCCUCCGUAGGGCAAGGUGAAGCUGUAGCAGUACGUCCUUUACCCAAGAACCCUCAAUGCUCUUGUUGUGGGAAGGGCCAGGUCACUGGGACACUAUCAUCCCCACUGACGCAAGGCUGUGCCCUGCUCAUCUGGGGGUGUUUCCCCGCAGUUAAGGCUGAGCCCGCCUGCCCUGUGUGUCAGGCUGGCUGAGUUGCGGUCUCUUCCCAUCACUGGCAGGCUCCUGAAGAAAGCAGUGCCGCGUGGGAGGACAGGGCCACGCCAGCAGCUCCCGGCCCUGCAGCAGAAACGCCAGGAUGUCCGUCGGCCACUUGCCUGAGCGUGGAGCCGUCAGCCCACCCUCACCACUUUUAUGGGAGAAUGUUGAUUUCAUGGGUGCAAGGGACAGGGGGACAGAUACUUUGCCGUGAUGGGCAGACAUCCUCUGUCCCCAUGGAGGGGUGACCACCAAGGUGGUGUUCAUGCCCCAGAACCUGUCUCGGGCUGAUGGGGGCGGCCCACAGGAAGGGGGUCAAUCCCAACAGGCAGCACUGCGCCCCUGCCUGCCGGGCUCUGCCUCCCUGCGCCCCCUUGUCCCCGCGUCCCCACAUCCCCACGCAGGGCUCUCCUUCCUCAUAGGAUUCCAUUCCGCUCUGCUCUGGGUGGAUUAGCAACCCAACGGCUGCUGUCAUAGGAAGUCCCUGUUGCUCUCUAUACCGGCAUUUCUAUUUCUAGAAACCUUUCCGUAGCCUUAAUGGUCCUUAAAGAAGACAUUUCAGUGUGGAAUCCAACUUCAGUCGCUGAAACUGCUGCCUUUUGGGAAAGCACCAUCGGAUGCGCAGGAGCCGUCCUCACGCCCGCACGCACGCACCACGCCGGGAAACGGGGCUGCGGCAGGGGAAGCCCAGGGCGGUUCCGAGGUGCUUGACAGUAGGUGUUUUUGGAAGCUCAAAUUUCACCAUUUGAUUGUAUAAUCUUUUACCUAGAAAAUAUUUAUUUGAACUAGAGGAUAAAUCAACGGUAAGAACGGUGAACACAGUGGCUGGGAUGAACUAAGGCGACAAACACCACACCAAAGAUUAGGGUAGUGAGCAGCUGGCUUGAGCAGACAGAAUGCGGAGAACUCCACGCUGUCUCGAGGGGCCGUCCCGCCCCGAGGUCCGUGUGCGGCCGCCCUGGCUAGGCAGCCCUGCCCACGCCACCCCACAAACAAUGGUGUGUGCAUUUUUACAGCCCUUUUUAAGAGCCCAACAUGGGUAUAAAUGUAAUACCUGUAGGGAGACAGGUUCUCUGUAUGUUCAGUUAACAAAUUAUUUGUAAUGUAUUUUUUUAGAAAUCUUAAAAUUGCCUUUGCACUGAAGUAUUUUCAUAGCUGUUUAUAUCACUUUUAUUCAUUUAUUUAACAUAUGGUCUAAUUUUAAAACUAUGUUUUUAAAGCUUUCCUUUUUAAGUUUAUGAAAUUUUGGCCACUUUACAUUUAGAUUCUGGGGAGACUAUUGACUGAAUGUUCCAAUCUCUGAUGAAUGUGAAUUUCCAGGUUUGAUUUUAGUCUCUACGCACACCUCUUCCUUUCUUGGCAUUUCUGGUGGCGGUGAUUAGUUGAACAGCAUAUUUAAGGUACGAUAAUUUGCUGCGUUUUUUCUUUACAAUUCAUUGCAGGUUCAUCUGCUUUCUAUGUUUUGUUAAUUUCCAUCCUUCAGCCUUAAAAGUAGAAGAUUCUCACGUGAAGGGUUAGUAAGCUGGGGCCCAGUUCUGCUUGUCGAGUUAGUCACCACGUACCUCUGACAACAAGUCUUAGUGUGACAGUCACUAAACUUUUACACACUCCCAAACAUCUUUUUAAAAACUGCUUGGGAAAUUACUAAAUGAAUGUGCCUGAUAAUUCGAAAUAGACAAGCGGCACGAGAC
This is a messenger RNA of Sapajus apella (tufted capuchin), 6033 nucleotides long. It is a transcript of the gene ATP11A, whose product is annotated as ATPase phospholipid transporting 11A. The record is from RefSeq and is a predicted model, not a curated record. NCBI's taxonomy places the organism in Eukaryota, Metazoa, Chordata, Mammalia, Primates, Cebidae. Gene Ontology annotation, molecular function: ATP hydrolysis activity; ATPase-coupled intramembrane lipid carrier activity; magnesium ion binding. The transcript is spliced from 31 exons. Gene Ontology annotation, cellular component: trans-Golgi network; recycling endosome; endoplasmic reticulum. The coding region runs from base 150 to 3593 and encodes 1147 amino acids. Gene Ontology annotation, biological process: phospholipid translocation.